Molecule: messenger RNA, 2165 nt
Organism: Myxocyprinus asiaticus (Chinese sucker)
Lineage: Eukaryota; Metazoa; Chordata; Actinopteri; Cypriniformes; Catostomidae
Product: lysosome-associated membrane glycoprotein 1-like
Exons: 6
Coding region: 190-951 (253 amino acids)
Cellular component (GO): membrane
Source: RefSeq, a predicted model, not a curated record
UCACAUGACAGUGGUGUUUCCUCCUGCGGUUACGAGAUAUUAAACAAAUCUGACCUACAGCAUACGCGUGCGUUAUAAACGACAGAUACCUCAAGAACCCGUUUUAGACGAUUUGCGUGCUGAUUGUGUAGUUUGCUGUCAGCUGUUUUUAUGUCGAUUUCGUUGUUUUGAUUUUCUUUGGCAAGAAAUAUGAGCCCCGCCAUCCGCAGACAAAACAUGCCCGCUGGAGCAAUAUUUAGCCUGGUGUUGGCUGUAACUAUACAUCAGUGUUUCACCGCUGAUGCUCCGCCCACUGUGCCUGCUCCUGAAACCAGCUCUCCUCCAGCCUCUCCUGCAACCCCAGGCUGCCCUGAGCGGGGCAACUACAAUGUCACCAAUGCCACCGGCGCUGCCUGUCUUUUGGCACGGAUGGGCCUGCAGCUCAACAUAAGCUUUAUGUCAAGCUCUCAUGGCAAGACUGUUCAGGAAGUUUUGAACCUGCAUCCAAACCUGACUAAAUCAUCUGGAUCCUGUAAGACAGACAGUGCAACCCUCAUACUCACUGAGGACAACAUUAUUCUGACCUUUGUCUUCUCAUUGAAUUCCACAUCAAACAAGUAUCAUCUUAAUGGUUUGGAGCUGUCAGCUGAUUUGCCGGACAUGGCCAAGCCAAUUUCUGUGAGUAACACCAGUCUAAACUACCUGAAAGGAUCUCUGGGCCACUCUUACAUGUGUCAGAAGGAGCAGACACUGAGUGUUACACAGGAUUUCUCUCUCAACACUUUCCAACUGCAAGUGCAACCAUUCUGCAUCAGCGGAGAUUUUGGAGCAGCUGAGGAGUGUGAGCUGGAUGAGGAUGACAUGUUGAUUCCCAUCAUUGUGGGUGCUGCCUUGGCUGUUCUAGUGCUCAUAGUGAUCCUGGCCUACCUUAUAGGCAGGAGCAGAAGUCAUGCUGGCUACCAGACCAUCUAAACACUUCUCAAGUGAUAUUUAAGCCAGGAUGUGUGGGCACCACCAAUUUCUGCUCUAAGCUGGACUCAACAACACUACAAAUACAACUACAGCUGCUUUGUUUAACCUUUCCUGCCCUCUGCUGUUGUCUCACUGUCACUGCUGAGGUGGACCUGCAUUACCUGGACUUUCUGUUGUAUUAUGUUAAUAACUGAGAAUAUAGUAUAACAAUACAUGCUUAAGGUGCAGGGAAAUUAUAAGGUGUGUUCAAGGUUCUAGGGCAUGCUUUGGUAUUGUUUCCAGGACCCAGAUAAACUGGAGGAAUCUCUGGUGUUUGUUAGUUUGGCUUACUCUCGGUCUUGGAAAACAUACGAUCUGUAUUUGGUACCUCGUGCUUAAAUUUAAGGUCAUACAUUUAUUUAUAUAAAUAGGAAGAUUUAGGAAAAUGCUUGCUGACGUUGUUUUUGUGACAUGGUAAGUGUGAAAGGGACUACAUAUUUAACACCUUUUUUCCAAUCGAAUCUCUAGCUAUUUUGUAAUUUGAGGUGGUGUUUUCAGCUGAUAGUGCACAGGUUUUGAGAUUCAUGAAAUUGGGGAAGAUGCGAUUUUAGUGUUGUUAACGAAGACUUGCAUAAUGAUCAUUUGAGUCAGAUGUUCAUUUGGUACUACGUUUUAAUGAAGAGAAAUUCCACCGGUUGCAGAAAAAAAAAAAAACAGGUACAGAAGAGAGUUUAACUAAUGAAAAGGGAAUGUCCGUUUUCUAGAUUAUACCCUUUAAUACCUCUUAAGAACUCUCUUUUUCCCCUCAUACUAAAUAUCAGUGAAAACUUUGUAACCUGCUUGCUUCCAUUUAGUAUUCAUAGGAUUUGCAUUCAUUCAGAAGCAUUAAAAGGGAAAUUCUUUUAGAGUAAGGGAAUAUUUUGGUUUUGCACUUGGAAAAAGAGUAUGAUUAACACUAAUGCAAAGUUUUUAAUGACUUGAAGUAGGGUUAGACUACAGCCUCCAGAUAAAAUUGUUAACUGUUACAAACACUAAGAGAGCAGUGAAUGAAACUGUACUUAAUCUGCCUUAAAGUGUAAAAGUGUACUUUAUUUGCCUGUUCAAAUACAGUUGUGUGGUACUAUCAUAUGGUGGGUAAAUCUCUCUCCUUUCUGCUGGGUCUUUAUACACUAUGGACUGACUGCAUGACUGGAGUUGAUGUGGAUAUUAAAAUGUUGCCUUUGAUUGCUAUAAAA